ACCUAUUAUUAAUAGCUGGUUGAGUAAAUAAGUGAUGCAGAAAGAUGAUAAAAUGACUAGUAGGGCUUUUACCUCGACAAUAAAUAGUUGAAAGUUAAAUAAAAAGUCUAUGUAAAGUGUAGAUAUAGACAUGAACAUGAAAGUUCGAAUUAUGUCUAGUGAGUUGAGGGCAAUACAAUGCCCUAGCAAGUGGGGAGGUUAAGGGGAAGGUAUUUGAACCCCUUCUGGUAAAAGCUCGUUGGAGACUUUGCUCUGAAUUUUAGUCUGCAUUGCGCAUUCACAAGACAGGCGCAACGUGUAUCGAGACAUCGCGACUUGUCGUCGCAAGCCACGAUCCUCGUUAUUUCUCCCCCGGUUUGUUCAAUAAUAUAUCAAGAAUCUUUAGUUCAUAUUUUUUCAUUAUACUUUUAUUAACUGUUUGAAUUAAUUUUUAUAAAACACUCUUUUAUUUAACUUCCGGGUAAUUAUCGUUCAUUACUCUCGCCGUGUUCUGGCUAUUGAUUUCAUCAAACAAUCGAGAUAAUUUGACUAAUUUUCAUUUAAACAUUGCCAACGAUUCAACUACAUCAACUUGUUUUCUCAAAUAAACACAUUAAAAUAAUGUACAAGCGAACAAACAUGGCAGGCAUAGUCCUUAUCUUUAUAUGGAUGACAGUCCUUGCGUGCGGUCAAGGGAGUAAUGCCCGAGAAUUACCUCCCAAGGAGACAGAGGUGCAGUCACUGAUAACGCGCGCCUCCACGUGGUUAUGGAAACAAAAAGAUAAAGACGAUGGAUGGGGUAAUAACACCCACUGGGUGUUGUUGGCACUUCGUUUGACUAAUUUAUCCUACAGUGAUGAUAAUCCUUCGACAAUAUCUCUGGACUUCCAGCUGAGUAGCAAGCAAAUGGAGCUGGAAAUUGUGCUGUUGCUUUGGAGGCAUAGAGAAUUAGGAUUUUCAGCAACCAAUUUAGCACGAUACACGCUUGCCCUGAAUGCACUUUGUAUGGAUCCAAGACAAUUUUAUGGUCAUGAUCUGAUAGGAACUCUUCAGCAUCAUGAACCACAAACGGACUAUGAUUUAGCUCUAUCAAGUCUUGCGGCUUGUAGUGCGGAAGCUCAUAUCAGAAAAAGACAAAUUAGAAGACUUUUAGACAUUGCCAAUGCUGGUCAAUAUCAUAAUAUAGAUACUAUUUCUAUGGUAAUCCUUGCCUUAAGAUGUAUUGUCCAAGAUCACAGACAUCGGAAUCUUCGCCAUUUCGUUAGGAAACCAUCAAUAAGCCUGGCCAAACGCCAAAGACUUGAUGGAAGUUUUGGAGAUUUACGCAUGACAGCAUUAGCUAUGCAGGCUCUUGAACAAGCUGAAAACGAAUCUGCAAACAAUUGGAAUAAAUCAGCAGCCUUGAAAUGGCUGAUUUCUUGUCAGCAAGGGGAUGGUUCUUUUGAGAAAGACAUUUACACGACAGCUCAAGUAGUUCUUGGUCUCAGUCCCAAGAGUCUCGCUGGAAUACGAACUUUAAAUUGCCGUGAUGGUGACAAUACUUCUCCGCAUAUCAUUACAAAUUAUGAUAAUUAUGGUGAAAAUUCAAUUCCUUCAAGUACAAUGAUGAACGUAGAAAUGAACAUAAGCUCUAUAACAACCUUAUCAUCAUCAUCAACGCCAUCAACAUUAACUAAAUUAACAACAGUUUCAACAACAGUUACUACAACACCAUCAAAUCAUUUUGUGAAUGUUUCAUACACUCUUUGGGUUGGAACUAAUGAAAGUUACCAUUUGAUUGUAACGGCACCGAAAAAAAUGACUUUCUAUGGAGUCAUGUUAUUAGCAGCUGAAAUGUCACCACAUUUCCAAUUCUCAGCAUCUGAAUGGCCUAAUGGUCAUUAUGUUCAUACUAUCGCUGGAUAUAAGGAGGAACCGAUGUCAUAUCAUUAUUGGUUACUAUAUAGGCUUAAUACACCACCAGACUUAUCUUCUCCACCAGGCAAUCAACUCGUUGCCCCUGGAGGUGUGGAUGACCUGGAAGUCAGUGAAGGAGAAUACUACCUCUUCUGGUAUAAAAAACUCUGAAGAGUAUUAAUCAAUAAUCAUAAAUGAAUCAUUUAUCAAAUGUAAUAAUAAUAAAAAAAAAACACAAAACAAAAAA
Chelonus insularis is the source of this 2122-nucleotide messenger RNA. RefSeq lists its product as uncharacterized. The record is from RefSeq and is a predicted model, not a curated record. Lineage: Eukaryota; Metazoa; Arthropoda; Insecta; Hymenoptera; Braconidae. The coding region runs from base 601 to 2046 and encodes 481 amino acids. Gene Ontology annotation, molecular function: cobalamin binding. Gene Ontology annotation, biological process: cobalamin transport. The transcript is spliced from 7 exons.